ACGCUUUAUCGACAAUGGCGACCCAUAUCCUCUUCGAGUCCGCCUCUGGAUAUGCCAUCUUUGAGGUCAAACUCAAGGAAGAGGUCGGAGCCAUGACCAAGGCCGUGCAGGACUCCAUCAAGGACUUGGCAAAGUUUGGAAAAAUGGUGUCCUUGAUGAGCUUUUCACCAUUCAAAAGUGCUGGGCAUGCUUUGGAAAACGCUAAUGACAUCUCAGAAGGCAUUGUCAGCGAGGACUUGAAGUCGCUCCUCGAACUGAACCUCUCGAAACCCUCCAAAAAGUCGAAGGUCAUCCUCGGUGUCUCCGAACCCAUCCUCGGCAGUUCCAUCAAAUCCGCCCUCCAAAUCAGCUGCGAUACUUCUGAAUCCACCGCUGACCUCAUCCGAGGCAUUCGUCUACAUGCAUCUAAGCUCCUCAUAGGUCUGCAAGGCGAUGACCUGACGAAAGCUCAACUUGGCCUGGGUCACUCCUAUUCGCGUGCCAAGCUGAAGUUCAACGUCAACCGGAUUGACAACAUGAUCAUCCAGGCAAUUGCUCUCCUCGAUCAGCUCGACAAGGAUGUCAACCUGUUCUCUAUGCGGAUACGCGAAUGGUAUGGAUACCACUUCCCCGAGCUCGUCAAAAUCGUCCCCGACAACUACCAGUACGCACGCGUCGCAAAAUUCAUUGGCCCGAAGGAAGACCUCACAGAGGCAAAGCUGCCUGAUCUCGCUGCCCUCCUUGACGACGAUACAACGCGCGCACAAAACGUUCUCGAUGCUGCCAACGGCUCCAUGGGGUCAACACUGUCCGAAAUCGAUAUGCUCAACAUCUCCGCCUUCGCCACGCGCGUCGUCUCCAUCGCCGAGUACCGCAAAUCACUCACCUCGUAUCUCUCCGAGAAAAUGAACCUCGUCGCACCUAGCUUGACGGCUUUGCUCGGCGAGCGGAUAGCCGCUCGACUGAUCAGCCACGCAGGCUCCUUGACCAAUUUAAGCAAGUACCCUGCUAGCACAGUGCAGAUCCUUGGAGCGGAGAAAGCCCUGUUCCGUGCACUGAAAACGAAAGGCAAUACGCCUAAAUACGGCCUCAUCUACCAUUCGUCGUUUAUCGGCCGCGCAGGUCCUAAACAUAAAGGCCGCAUCUCCCGCUUCUUGGCCAACAAGUGCUCGAUCGCCUCACGGAUAGAUUGCUUCUCUGAUGUACCCACAGCUAAGUUUGGCGAUGCCCUGCGCCAGCAGGUCGAAGAGCGUCUCAACUUUUUCGAGACUGGUGCUCCGCCAUCGAAGAACGCGGAUGCGAUCCGCAAGGUCCUCGAUCAGCUUGCAUUGGAUGACGAUGACGAAGAGGUCGACGCGGCCGACGUCGCAGAGCCUGUACUGCCCCUCAUCGAGGCAGAACCGUCGAAGAAAGAUAAGAAGCGGAAGCGGAGGAGUGAUGAUAUGGACGUGGAUGAGGACGGCGGAGAGCCUGUGAAGAAGGUGAAGUUGUCGAAGGAGGAGAAGAAAGCGCUCAAGAAGGAGAAGAAGAAGGAGCACAAGGAGAGGGACGAUGCGGAGGGCAAACCGUCGAAAAAAGAAAAGAAAGAAAAGAAAGAAAAGAAAGAGAAAAAGGAGAAAAAAGAGAAGAGCAAGGAGUGAUUUUGGUAACCUCUUCUCGUCUCUCUCGCUUUCUCUGUACUUCAUUCUUUUCUGGGCAUAUACUUUCCUUUUCACUUCCUC
Messenger RNA from Heterobasidion irregulare TC 32-1, 1700 nucleotides. RefSeq lists its product as uncharacterized. Bases 15 to 1619 code for a protein of 534 amino acids. NCBI's taxonomy places the organism in Eukaryota, Fungi, Basidiomycota, Agaricomycetes, Russulales, Bondarzewiaceae. The record is from RefSeq and is a predicted model, not a curated record. Gene Ontology annotation, cellular component: box C/D methylation guide snoRNP complex; small-subunit processome. The transcript has 5 exons. Gene Ontology annotation, molecular function: snoRNA binding.